This is a messenger RNA of Racocetra persica, 681 nucleotides long. NCBI's taxonomy places the organism in Eukaryota, Fungi, Glomeromycota, Glomeromycetes, Diversisporales, Gigasporaceae. The record is from the annotation of a GenBank genome assembly.
AUGACUUGGUCUCCUGAUCACGAUUAUACUUUAUAUCGCAAUGAUUAUCAAAAGUUUGUCAAUGAAAUAGCCGGGCGGAAUAUUAAGGCCUAUCGUAAAACUAACGCCUUGGGGACAGCCUUAGAAUUUGGAGAGGACGGAUUUACUCCGGCGAAAGUUCGGGGAGGAGACUAUGAGUUUUCUAAGGUUCUUGCUAAGAUAUUGAAUCCGCCUCCACCAGAGGAGGAAAGAAAAGCAGAAUUUAAAAAAUAUUUUGGUAAUAUUCCCGAAAAUAAAGUAGAAGAAUUUUUAAACGAAGUCUUGGAAAGUGUGUCGGCUUCUGACAGAGGGGAAGACUCUACUACUAGUCAGUUUUAUGUCUUUCCUUUCCAGACCAAGAAAGUUACUGGAGGUGUAAGGGGAGGCUCGAUGGAAGUUCAAGUUCCUUCAGGAGUAGAAAAAGGAAAAAAGCCAAGGUUUAAAGAUUUAGUUCCUUAUAAUGAUGCCAAUGAUGGUUCAGAAAUUAAAACUAGGAUAUUGGCAUGUAUACCGAAUUAUGAAAUUAAACAAGCAGUUAAAAAGUAUACUAGAAAAACUUCUUCUUACAAAGAGGGAGACAAAGAGGUUGUUUUAGAAGAGUAUAAUGAGACAAUUAGCGAAAGUGAAAUUUCGGAUGACUCUGAUAAAAGAACUAAUGUUUAG